Molecule: messenger RNA, 996 nt
Organism: Eimeria necatrix
Lineage: Eukaryota; Apicomplexa; Conoidasida; Eucoccidiorida; Eimeriidae
Exons: 1
Coding region: 1-996 (331 amino acids)
Source: RefSeq, a predicted model, not a curated record
AUGCGCCCCCCCCCGGCCCCUAGGGGCCUGCUGCUGCUGCUGCUGCUGCUGCUGCUGCUGCUCUUCCCUUUUGCUGCUUUUGCUGCUCCUGCUGCGCUGCCAAAAGCCCUCAAAGGAGACACUAAAAAUGGCCCAAAAGAGUCCCCAGUGUCUCCCCAGGGGGGCCCCCAGGGGGCCCCCCUGAUGCCUUUAGAGAAGGCUGGGGGGGCCCCCUUGGAGCAGCAAAAGAGAGACACUUUGUCCAGUUUGCUGCCGGAGGAGACAGGGGGCCCCCCAUUUCCAGGCGCUGCAGCAGCAGCAGCUGCUGCUGCUGCUGCUGAGCAGCAGCAGCAGCAGCAGCAGCUCGAGAGACUCUUCAGUCCUUCUUGCCCCAUCCAGUGGUCGGGCGUCUCCCCCGAAGCCCUCGCAAACACCAACACCAGCAGCAGCAGCAGCAGCAGCAGCAGCAGCAGCAGCAGCAGCAGCAGCAGCGCAGCGGGACUGCCCCACAGGCUGCGGGUGUGGGCGUACCCGCCGGUGUUGAUUCCAGGUGUACGUACAGCCCUGACAGCAGAAGUGGUGGACUCCAAAGGGCGGCUUGUUGCUGCUGACUGCGGCUCCGUGUCUUUGCUGCUGCAGCAGGGCCCAGCAGCAGCAGCAGCAGCAGCAGCAGCAGCAGCAGCAGCAGACGGCGUGCCGCUGCAGGGGCUCGGGCCCCAGCUGCUGCGGGGGGGCCGCGCCACCUGGCAGCUGACUCUGGGGCCCUCCCAACUGUCUCCUUCUGUGUCUCUGCUGCUGCUGCUGCUGCCAAGGCUCUGCAGCAUUUCUUUUGCUGCUGGAAAGGCCCUUUUGGAGACUGUCUCCAACUUCGAGUUGCUGCCUCCCGCCUACUUGCUGCUGCCUCUGCAGCAGCAGGCCCCACCCCACAACGGCCUGCAGCUCUCCGGGGGCCCCGGGGGCCCCGGGGGCCCCGGGGGCCCCAGGGGCCCCGGGGGCCCCCGGGGGCCCCCAGGGUAG